AUGAUCGCCAGGAGCCAUGUCUGGUGGCCAGGCAUUGACAAUGACAUUGCAAACAGUGUGAAGAGCUGUGCUACGUGCCAGGCUCAACAUCGAGCUUCCCAGCCAGUGCAGCCUUUUCCUCAGCGACCCUGGUCUAGGCUUCACAUUGAUUUCGGGGGACCAUUUCUAAAGCAUACAUUCUUGGUUAUAGUGGACGCCUUCUCGAAAUGGAUAGAAGUCUUCCCUGUGUCUUCCACAUCAGCAGACGCUACCAUUUUCGCCUUGAGAAUGGCAUUCGCCCAGCACGGCCUCCCCGACACCAUAGUUUCGGACAAUGGUCCUGCUUUUACCAGUGCACAGUACCUGGACUUCUUGACUCGAAAUGGAAUACGCCGCAUGCUGGUACCGCCGUAUCACCCUGCGUCCAACGGUGCCGCAGAGCAAGCAGUACAGACUGUCAAAAACAAACUCAAGAAAUCUGGGUCGGGCAACUUCCAAACACAACUGUCCCGGUUCUUAUUCCACUACAGGACUACACCUCGCAAAGUAACGGGUCGGCCACCAUGCGAACUCCUUACUGGCAGAGCCUUCAAGACACCGUUGGAUGUCUUGCGGCCAAGCCUGCAGAUGUCGGUACUUCUAAGGCAACUUAAGCAGAAGUUGUAUGCCGACAGAGGAUCCCGGUAG
Messenger RNA from Rhipicephalus sanguineus (brown dog tick), 666 nucleotides. RefSeq lists its product as uncharacterized. Gene Ontology annotation, biological process: DNA integration. The transcript has a single exon. The coding region runs from base 1 to 666 and encodes 221 amino acids. The record is from RefSeq and is a predicted model, not a curated record. Lineage: Eukaryota; Metazoa; Arthropoda; Arachnida; Ixodida; Ixodidae. Gene Ontology annotation, molecular function: nucleic acid binding.